Molecule: messenger RNA, 2930 nt
Organism: Suillus subalutaceus
Lineage: Eukaryota; Fungi; Basidiomycota; Agaricomycetes; Boletales; Suillaceae
Exons: 13
Coding region: 114-2783 (889 amino acids)
Source: RefSeq, a predicted model, not a curated record
UUAUGAUUGUCCUUAGGCUUCGAUCAAUUGCGUACUGAACCUAGUAUUAAACGGUAGUACUACAUAGUACAUCUAGCCACUAAGUGCCUCUCGUCUACACCGCUUGACUCGUAAUGACUUUCGGCGAGGUUGUACACUACGUGACCCAGCCUACAGACUGGCCUGAACCAGUGCGCGGUAUUGCUUCCUUGUUGUCACCGUUCCACUGUCCCGACAGGCCAAACGCGUCGUCCUCGACGUUCUCAGAGCCAGAGCCCCUCGUUUCCAAUGAAGCACCUGCACCGGGAUCAUACACUGCCAAAGGAUUUUCAGCUGCAGGGUUAAGCGCACUUGCUGAGCUUCCUCACUACGGCGGCGAGAGAUCUACCGUUCCCCUCUUGACUCUGGACUCGUGCGAUGGUUCAAUUGACUCACUCGACCUUCCCUUGCAAGCGCAUAUGCUUCCGGGCCGAGGCAGACGCCUUUCCGCUGUUGUGCCAGUCUUACUAGUCGCCGACUCCCGUAAUAUCGUUCCCCUACUUUGCAGUGCUCUUUACCAGAGACAUGUGUGGGGAAUCCGUCAGCCUGUGGUCGGUCUGUGCUGUUCCAGCACUGGUACGAUUGCCACGGCCAUCUUCGGGUGGCUCGACUCCGAUCAGUCAGAGGAAGGCCGCAUGGCAAGUCCGAAAUCAAUGCAUUCCCACCUCGCUUUAGCAGUAGAUGUCCGCCUAGAUCCUUCGAUGGGGGUGUUUGACUUCACUGACACCCGUUCUGCCAUCAGCCUCGCGCAAUUCGUUUUGGGGUUGCGGACUCAUUCUCAAGAUAUCAAGGGGCGCCAUAUCGAUAGAAGCAGUCGAUUCUCUGACUCCGUUGCACUGGAGAUCCGAUUACCCGACUUUGAAACUCAGUUUUGGGGACGAUCGAACGAACGAGUGGCGUCCUGGACCCACCAGAUACACGUGCAGACGAGUUAUAGGGAUCAUCCUCAUCUAAGUCCUCGUACUCCGUCCCCGACCUUGGAUACUGCGGUUGUAUCAUAUGAAACGAUGAGCUCUCCCUUGCUUCGUACCAUCCCUAUGUCACGCCUUGUCAAUACACAACUAACUCGAAGCUUUAGGCUGCCCCAGGAGACCCGCGCGACGAACGUGAAAGGACGACAUCUCAUCAAAGAGGACCAGUGCCAUCGCCACAGCCGCACUUGGAGGAUUAGGACUUCGACCUCAUCACGUGCACCCAGCCCAUACCCAAACUCGCAAUUUGCCGCUUUGUCUGAUACCGGCCUUAAAGACAAAGUUUCAAUAUCCAAUUGGCUGUUUGAACGCCAUGCGUUCACAGUCGCUCGGAUCCCAGUUAGGUCUGAAGAACUGGCGAAUAAGACCGGAAUUAACGCAAUGAUCAAAAUAUACGAUCAAAUGACGGCGUUUACUUGGUCUGACAACAUUAAAACCAUACUCUCGAAUGCUGAGGUAGAUAGCUUUGUAUCAACCACGAGAUCAGAACUAUGCGACAGGAAUAGCGAUCCCAACUGUCAGUCCAGCACAAUCGAUGCUCCCUCGCCGGAGGAUGUCAAGUUUAUUUCAUGCCGGAUUUCGGCACUGUUGCACGCUGUAAAAGGUGCUCGCCGGUGUGAUGAUGUCGCAAAGUUGCACGGCGCCAACGAAGCCGAUCGGCGUCACGAAUGGGAUGCACUGCUUCUCAACUUCUUCCAACCUGUUCUCGGCCAACGGGAUGUGUUGCUAGAGCGACAGCUAAACUUCGCUCGUAAUCUCCGCUGCCGAGACUCCUUCCCUUCGCGACACGAGCCGUCAAGGUCGCUCUCGAAUACCAGGACCUCUGUCCUUGAACAGCACCGGUGUGUCCGCCUCACCGCAGAGACCUCUGGCAGUUGGGCGCAGACUGCAGCAGCGCGAGAUCAAGCAUUCCAAUUUUCUGAUGAUAUCGACCGUCGCGACAUGAACAGGAAUGCUGCUGAAGUGAUUGCAUGUCACUCCUCUCAGGAUCCGCUCACUGGACAAUGUGAUGCAUCCUCGUCAUUCCAUGUUCCGGGCUUUGCUACUGUGAUGCUCCAGCACAUAUCUAAUAUCGGCGAGCAAGAGAAGCUUCUGGAAUAUUUCAUGCUAGUCCAGGGUCCAAAGCCGGAGAAGCUUGACGCGAGUACGGAGGAAGCUUCUUACCAAAUUGAAAAGACCGUCGGUCACAGCCAAAAGACCACACCCAGCCAAUCACUUCAGGUCCCCUCCUCUUCUCGCGUAUCGGAAUCCAGAAAAAUCGAUCGAAAACAGUUGCACAACCCGUUUCUUUAUCAUCCUGAUGGCCAUCAAGCUACACAGAAAGAAGAAAACAAUACCUUUCAAAGUGUUGUUGGCCGAGUACAAGAAGAGGGACGAGUCCACAAUUUCGACGGCCAUGAACAGAUGAAGAGUUACCUGGUUUCGGCGGUUACUUUCCUUUCCAAGUUCGGCAUCAUAGACCAGCCCGUUUUUGGACUUGUCGUUAACGGCGCGCUUGGUGCAAUUACGAUGGCAUGGAAGAGAAACAACCAAAUCUACGUGAUGGAACGCAAUGUCCGACACUAUGAUAUCAGGGACCCUCUUCAGGCACUUCAGUUCGUGUCUAUUCUACCGCGCCUCGCGCGUCACGGCCUGGAACUCCGCCGCCUACUAGAGAAGCAGCUCGCGACCAUAGAUGUGAGCCAACUUCAAUCCAAGCCGUGGUCCAAGUUGGCCCAACGGCAGGAAGACAAAAGAUUGGCGGCGGCUAAGCGGGCAGAAUCGGAGAAAGCAGUUGCAGAAGAUCACAGAUGAGGCGGUGUGGAGAGGAAAUAGAAAGUGGAAUAUUGUUGAAAUAUGUACGGCACAAGUCGAACGUGAUAGUUUUUUUUUUGUACUCAUUUACAAUACUAUACCAAUGUUUUUGCUUCGCACUUUGAAUAUCACCUGGCCGGUGCAAGU